This is a messenger RNA of Passer domesticus (house sparrow), 816 nucleotides long. Its product is annotated as olfactory receptor 10A4-like. Bases 1 to 816 code for a protein of 271 amino acids. The transcript is spliced from 3 exons. The record is from RefSeq and is a predicted model, not a curated record. Gene Ontology annotation, molecular function: olfactory receptor activity; G protein-coupled receptor activity. Gene Ontology annotation, cellular component: plasma membrane. Gene Ontology annotation, biological process: detection of chemical stimulus involved in sensory perception of smell; G protein-coupled receptor signaling pathway. NCBI's taxonomy places the organism in Eukaryota, Metazoa, Chordata, Aves, Passeriformes, Passeridae.
AUGUCCAACAGCAGCUCCAUCAGGCACUUCCUCCUGCUGGCAUUGGCAGACACGCGGCACCUGCAGCUCCUGCACUUCUGCCUCUUGCUGGGCAUCUCCCUGGCUGCCCUCCUGGGCAACACACUCAUCAUCAGCACCGUAGCCUGUGGCCACCACCUGCACACGCCCAUGUUCUUCUUCCUGCUCAACCUGGCCCUCAGCGACCUGGGCUCCAUCUGCACCACUGUCCCCAAAGCCAUGCACAAUUCCCUCUGCGACACAAGGACCAUCUCCUACAAAGGAUGUGCUGCUCAGCUUUUUCUUUUGUAUUUCUUCAUCUCAGCAGAGUAUUUCCUCCUGACCAUCAUGUGCUACGACUGCUACGUGUUCAUCUGCAAAGCCCUGCACUACGGGACCCUCCUGGGCAGCAGAGCUUGUGCCCACAUGGCAGCAGCUGCCUGGAUCUUCAGGGCUGUGCUGAGGAUCCCCUCUGAGCAGGGAUGGCACAAAGCCUUUUCCCCCUGCCUUCCUCACCUCGCUGUGGUCUCCGUGUUUUUCAGCACUGUCAUUUUUGCUCAUCUGAAGCCUCCCUCCAUCUCCUCCCCAUCCCUGGAUCUGGCCCUGUUCAGUUCUCAGAUCCACACUCUCAUCCAGCUUGCUGUCAUCUGCAAAUUUGUGAAGGGCGGACUCGAUCCCCUCACCCAGAUAAUCAGUGAAGAUAUUAAACAGGACUGGGCCCAACACAGAUCCCUGGGGGACAGCACCAGUGACUGGACACCAGCUGGGUGCAGCACCAUCCCCACCACUCUCUGGGCCCAGCCUCCAGCCAGCUCUUAA